AUGUGCAUAGGAAUAGAAUUUUCAGAUGAAAUUGGUGGUGGUGCUGGGGGCGAUAUUGCCAUAGUGCAUGAAAAGUGCCUGACGCCGAGAAGAAAUGGGUGUGGUGGCCACCAAAUAAGCACCAAGUACGAGCAAGUACCGGAUAAGCAGUACGAUAUCGACAGAAACAUGGAUUUGACAAAAAUUAACGAAACAUCAACACUUGCAGGCUUGAAGCCAGCAGUGAAGUUGCGGGAGCUACCUAGCAACGGGCCUCAUCUUAUACUGGGUGCUAAGAUAACAAAGGGGAAAUUCUGGGAGUCAGUGCUGCUAGAGUUGGAGAAAAACGUAGUGUUUCUGCCAGGCCGGGUGACGGAAGGAUUCAAGAUCCAAAUCGACAAAUUUGAAGCAGCCAAGUACACCGUUACGUUUACUGGACUAGAAGAGGGAAAUUUCCAUCCAGCAACAAAAUUUUUAAUUAAGGAAGUUUAA
This is a messenger RNA of Acanthoscelides obtectus, 471 nucleotides long. NCBI's taxonomy places the organism in Eukaryota, Metazoa, Arthropoda, Insecta, Coleoptera, Chrysomelidae. The record is from the annotation of a GenBank genome assembly.